GGGAAUCAAAAGGAGUACAUUUAUACACAAGAAACAACCACAGAAAAUACACCCGAGAAGAGGGACGGAUUGUUUGUGCUUUUUAUUCCAAAAUCUAUUCAUUGCUAGGCCUACUCGUUUUUUUUAUUUCUCAAAUUACUUUCAUUUUGGGAAAACCUCAAAUAAGCUAAGGAGAACAAAAGAACAUACAACUAUUUUAAGAAGAAAUCUACUUGUGAAUUAAAAUAAUAAGAAAAGCUCACAAGUUUCACCGAACAGAGGUUUAUUUGCCAGUUCCACAGCCUAUGUAUUUGGAUUUGAUAUAUUCCGCUCGCCGCCCUCCUACUAUGGUGAUAAUGGAAGUCCCCAGCAUCGAUGCCAUGUCCCUCCGCGGGCUGCUGGAGGGGGAAGACCCGGGCUGUCUGGUCCUGGACUGCCGCUCAUUCUUCUCCUUCAACUCCUCUCACAUCCCCGGGUCCACCAACGUCCGCUUCAGUACUAUAGUCCGCCGGAGGGCCAGAGGGGGGCUGGGGGUGGGACACAUUGUGCCCAACGAGGACACACGGAACCGGCUUCUCUCAGGGGAGUAUCAGUCGGUUGUGUUUCUCGAUGAUCGGAGUUUGGACUUCGGCCAAGUGAAGAAGGACGGGACUCUAAUGCUCGCGGUGACAGCUCUGUGCCGAGACCCGUGUGGAGCCAGUGUCUUCUUUCUCAAAGGUGGUUUUGAGACGUUCUCCUCGGAGUAUCCAGAGAUGUGUACCAAGCCGUCAGCUCCACAGGGACUCAGUCUGCCCCUCAGCGCCCGUCCAGACAGCGCCGACCCCGGCUGCAGUCCAUGCAGUACACCGCUCUAUGACCAGGGUGGUCCAGUGGAGAUCCUUCCCUUCCUCUACCUGGGCAGUGGCUACCAUGCCUCCAGAAAGGACAUGUUAGACAUGCUGGGUAUCACUGCUCUCAUCAACGUAUCAGCUAACUGCCCCAACCACUUUGAAGAGUCCUUCCAGUACAAGAGUAUCCCUGUAGAGGACAACCACAAGGCUGAUAUCUCCUCCUGGUUCAACGAGGCCAUAGAGUUUAUCGACUCCGUCCGUAAUAAAGGCGGUCGUGUGUUCGUCCACUGCCAAGCCGGCAUCUCCCGCUCCGCCACCAUCUGUCUGGCCUACCUGAUGAGGACCAACCGCGUGAAGCUGGACGAGGCCUUUGAGUUCGUCAAGCAGCGCCGCAGCAUCAUCAGUCCUAACUUCAGCUUCAUGGGCCAACUGCUACGGUUUGAGUCCCAGGUCCUGGCUACUUCAUCCUGCUCGUCGGAAGCCGGGAGUCCUGCCCUGGGGAAGAGCAGUACGGUCUUUAACUUCCCAGUGUCUGUCCCCGUCCACGGCUCUGCUGGACACGGACAGCUCUCCUUCCUGCACAGCCCCAUCACCACCUCACCAAGCUGCUAAGGGGAAGAGUAGGAUCAUAUGGAGGGUUGUCUGUCUUCGCCCGGACUUAAACUGUCACCAUCGGUGCCUAGUCGUUGUGACUGUACUGUCAAAAUACUAGUAGUGUACUGUCACAGUACUAGUAGUGACAGGGUCAUUGACAAUGUACUGUCAGUGUCACUCAACUACAGGUGACUAAUCUUUGAGCUUUGGAUAGACAUUGAGCUCUAGAACUGAAGGAACCCUUAUUGAUGCCCUUCCUGGUGUAAAGGUCAUAAAGAAGUGAUCCUGGCAUCACAGGACAAAAGGGCUAACUUUUGGAGAGACAAAACCAAGUGGCCUAGUUUAUGGGUUAAAUCCACAGGUCUGCCCCAUCGACUUGAAAGGAGUUUCUCUCACUACCAAUAUGGCAGUAUGGUUAUCACAACAUCCUCUGUAGAAUAAGGAAUGACACCUACAGAUUUGCCUAGAACACCUCAACUUCUAGGAAGAGACAGAGAAGUCAAUGGCUGAAGGUGACUGGGGGAAAGAGUCAAUCCUUUAAAGAAAGUUAGAAGUAUUUUAAUGGUAUGAAGAGAAGAAAUUGUAGUUAAAGAAUCGUUGUCAAAGAUGCAAAGUUAUUUAACGAGAGUGGGCAGCUUUUGAUAAUUACUUUUUUUUUUUUUGACCUGACACAACUCUUAACAAAAUGGG
Salvelinus namaycush (lake trout) is the source of this 2093-nucleotide messenger RNA. RefSeq names its product dual specificity phosphatase 1 (gene dusp1). The transcript is spliced from 4 exons. The coding region runs from base 285 to 1421 and encodes 378 amino acids. Gene Ontology annotation, molecular function: MAP kinase tyrosine/serine/threonine phosphatase activity; protein tyrosine/threonine phosphatase activity. NCBI's taxonomy places the organism in Eukaryota, Metazoa, Chordata, Actinopteri, Salmoniformes, Salmonidae. The record is from RefSeq and is a predicted model, not a curated record. Gene Ontology annotation, biological process: protein dephosphorylation; negative regulation of p38MAPK cascade; endoderm formation. Gene Ontology annotation, cellular component: cytoplasm; nucleus.